This is a messenger RNA of Manis pentadactyla (Chinese pangolin), 2246 nucleotides long. RefSeq names its product nucleoporin p54. Bases 56 to 1573 code for a protein of 505 amino acids. Gene Ontology annotation, cellular component: nuclear pore central transport channel; nuclear pore. NCBI's taxonomy places the organism in Eukaryota, Metazoa, Chordata, Mammalia, Pholidota, Manidae. The transcript has a single exon. Gene Ontology annotation, biological process: protein localization to nuclear inner membrane; nuclear pore organization; NLS-bearing protein import into nucleus. Gene Ontology annotation, molecular function: structural constituent of nuclear pore. The record is from RefSeq and is a predicted model, not a curated record.
CUGAGUGCACCGAGUGUCGCGGGAGCAGCGUUUCGGUGUCCCCUGCUCCCGCGACAUGGCCUUCAACUUUGGGGCUCCGUCGGGUACCUCGGGCACCGCUGCAGCCUCCGCGGCCCCCGCGGGUGGAUUUGGAGGAUUCGGGACAACAUCUACCACAGCAGGUUCUGCAUUCAGCUUUUCUGCUCCAACCAACACAGGCACUACAGGACUCUUUGGUGGCACUCAGAACAAGGGUUUUGGAUUUGGUACUGGUUUUGGCACAACUGGAACUAGUACUGGUUUGGGUACUGGUUUGGGAACUGGACUGGGAUUUGGAGGAUUUAACACACAGCAGCAGCAAACUACAUUAGGUGGUCUCUUCAGUCAGCCUGCACAAGCUCCUACCCAGUCCAACCAACUGAUAAAUACUGCAAGUGCUCUUUCUGCUCCAACGUUAUUGGGAGAUGAGAGAGAUGCUAUUUUGGCAAAAUGGAAUCAGCUACAGGCCUUUUGGGGAACAGGAAAAGGAUACUUUAACAAUAACAUUCCACCAGUGGACUUCACACAAGAAAAUCCUUUUUGCCGAUUUAAGGCAGUAGGUUAUAGUUGUAUGCCCAAUAACAAAGAAGAAGAUGGGCUAGUGGUUUUAGUUUUCAACAAAAAAGAAACAGAUAUUCGAAGCCAGCAACAGCAGUUGGUAGAAUCAUUGCAUAAGGUUUUGGGAGGAAACCAGACGCUUACUGUAAAUGUAGAAGGUAUUAAAACAUUGCCAGAUGACCAGACGGAAGUGGUCAUUUAUGUUGUUGAGCGUUCUCCAAAUGGUACUUCAAGAAGAGUCCCAACUACAACAUUAUAUGCCCAUUUUGAACAAACCAAUAUAAAAACACAGUUGCAGCAACUUGGUGUAACCCUUUCUAUGACUAGAACAGAACUUUCUCCUGCACAGAUCAAACAGCUUUUACAGAAUCCUCCUGCUGGUGUUGAUCCUAUUAUCUGGGAACAAGCCAAGGUGGAUAACCCUGAUUCUGAAAAGUUAAUUCCUGUACCAAUGGUGGGUUUCAAAGAACUCCUUCGAAGACUGAAGGUUCAAGAUCAGAUGACUAAGCAGCAUCAAACCAGAUUAGAAAUCAUAUCUGAAGAUAUUAGUGAACUGCAGAAGAAUCAAACUACAACUAUGGCCAAAAUUGCACAAUACAAGAGGAAACUCAUGGACCUUUCCCACAGAACCUUACAGGUCCUAAUCAAACAGGAAAUUCAGAGGAAGAGUGGGUAUGCCAUCCAAGCUGAUGAAGAGCAGUUGCGAGUUCAACUAGAUACAAUUCAGUGUGAACUAAAUGCACCUACUCAGUUUAAGGGCCGACUAAAUGAACUGAUGUCUCAAAUCAGAAUGCAGAAUCAUUUUGGAGCAGUCAAAUCGGAAGAAAGAUACUACAUAGAUGCAGAUCUGUUACAAGAAAUCAAGCAGCAUUUGAAACAACAACAGGAAGGCCUUAGCCACUUGAUUAGCAUCAUAAAAGAUGAUUUAGAAGAUAUAAAGUUGGUAGAACAUGGAUUGAAUGAAACUAUCCACAUCAGAGGUGGUGUAUUUAGUUGACAUUUCACAAACUUCUGUCAAAGGUUUGAAAAAUAUGUCUUCUUGCUACAUCAGGCCUUCCUUAAGAAUGAAACUGACUACAUGGAGGAAAAAGAAAAAUGUUCUCCUGGCUUUUUUUUUGAGGAGGUUACUGACCAGUUAUUGUUCAUCAUAUCUGAAAUAAGUCAUUUCACAGCUCUUCAAAGAUAGCUUUUAAAAGAUUUAUAUCUAAAAGCUGUUACUUCUUUAAAGGGAGUACAUAAUUACCAAAAAUAUGUACUAUUGUAUGACAGCAUUGUUCUCAGAAAUCAGUGUUUAAUGAUUGUUCUCCAUUGAGCCUGUGUUCUGCUUUCCAUAGCAAACACAAAUUAUCUACUUUGCACCUAAUGAAUAAACUACUUGGCUGUUCGAGGUUUGUACUUCAAAAUGUAAAUGUAUGUCAGUUUUAUAUUUGUGAAUUCAUCUGUGGGAGGAGUAAAGAUAAUCCAAGAGUAUUUAAUGAUUAAUGUGGUUUUGUUUCCAUUCUAAAAGAUUUGAGAAUAUAUUUUUAUAUUAUUUUACUUAUUUGAACUUACUGAAUACAUCUAAGCAAUUAGGGUAUAACAAAAUUACAUUUUAUCAUUUUAGCAAUUUUUUUGUUUAAACCUUUUCAUUUCUUAAAGAUGAAAACUAAAUAAAUUCUUGAUUUUCAUUA